This is a messenger RNA of Ylistrum balloti, 1744 nucleotides long. Its product is annotated as tripartite motif-containing protein 2-like. Lineage: Eukaryota; Metazoa; Mollusca; Bivalvia; Pectinida; Pectinidae. Gene Ontology annotation, molecular function: ubiquitin-protein transferase activity; zinc ion binding. Gene Ontology annotation, cellular component: chromatin; nucleoplasm. The record is from RefSeq and is a predicted model, not a curated record. Bases 56 to 1744 code for a protein of 562 amino acids. Gene Ontology annotation, biological process: positive regulation of DNA-templated transcription. The transcript has 2 exons.
ACGCAAGGAAAAGUAACUUUCAACAACACGUUGUAUAAGGUACCACUGCCUAAACAUGGCGAACGUUGCGGAUAACGCAGAAGGCGGGGAUUCAACAAAGAGGAGUCUGAUAGUGGACGAAGCAGCAUUUGAAGAACAGUUCCUCCGAUGUCACAUAUGUAAUGAACGGUUUGACCAAGCGGAGCGCCACCCCAAGUCUUUGCCAUGCAAUCAUACUUUCUGUCUACCCUGUCUCAAACAGGUAUUCGAUCACAACCAACAGAACCAACGAAGGUCGGUGGCAUGGCUCGACGAAAACUUCGAAGGAGUACUCAAAUGUCCGGAAUGUAGAGUAGAAAUAUUCCUGAGUCGGAGCGAAGUCGACGCUCUACCCAGAGACCAUCGCGUCAUACAGAUGAUGGACUUUCUAUCGACAGUGCAGGCAAAAUCGCAGAAUGUCUGUUCAAAACAUGAGAACCAACCAUUAAACUUUUUCUGUAAGGAUUGUCUGAUUCCUGUGUGUCGGGAUUGUACAGUCCUGGAUCACAAAGAACAGCAAGGACAUAACAUCGUGGAUGUAUCAGAAGCCUUAAAUGAGAGUUCAACGGACUUUGAUGUAAUCGAAAAGAAAAGUAAAGAUUUGCUAAGCAAAAUGAAAGGUAGGACAGAUUCUCUGGCUAAUGCCUCAAAACAACUGGACUUACAAGAACGUCAGUUGAAGAGCUCCAUCAAGGAUACGUUUAUAGAGUACAGAUUACUGCUGGAAAGGCGUCAGGAGGCACUGAUCCGAAUUCUCCGUGAAUCGGUUCAGGAACAGAAACAGAAAAUCAAUACACGAUUUGUGGAUAUUUGUACACAAGGGUCAGACCUCCAAAAACUUUACGAUACUUUUAAAACGGCACGGGGAUGCAACGAUAUACGGCAGCUGUUCACCGUUCAACAGCAGAUGAAAGAGAAGGAGACAGAGUUCACAUGCACAGCCGAGGCGAACGACGACGAAAUUUUCAUUGGUUGCAAAUUUAAUAACCCCAGUGAAUUAGGGUUUCUGUCAGAAAUGAGUGGAUUGGGCGAGGUUGUGACAGAACAAAACUUUGACCUUAAGAAUCCAGUUCCCGCUCAUCAGCUGGUAUUACUGGACAGCUGGGAGCGUCCCACAUACUACUCGGGUGAGGAUGACGCAACCGAGGUCGUAGAAAAUGAGGAAGAAGAAGAGACGCCAACAUCUAGAGAAGCCCCAUCCAGAGAUUCCUCUUCGAGGGCACCCUCGUCUAGAGCCAACACAUCCAGGGUCAACGCAAGGGGAGGUAGACUUCGCUCGCGAGCACCUGAUGUCUCGUCCCCGUCUGUCCUCGCGAGGCUGACGCGUCGUAAUCUGCAGUCGUCACUGCUGGACCCUACCGGUGGCGUCGACGUACAGGAGUACGUCCAACCUCUGGACAAUGAUGAAGAGAGACAUGCACGUGAAGCCCUCGCGUCAACCUACCUCAUGAGGAUCGCUAACCGUCUGAACGAGAGCGCCGAGGAAAUGGCUGAAGCUUUAAGGCAGGGAGAGGAAUCCUCUACGACUUCCCAAGAGGAUGGUGAUAGUAGUCCGACGUCACGCCAUACUUCCGGUAACUCUCGAGGAGGAUCAUCCUCUCGGUCGUCAAGGUCGCCACAAGAUGGUGUCAGAGUUGUUAGACACCCCACACCCCCAACCACGCAUGCGUCAUCCAGAGACCACGGCUCGCAUAGCUACUCUUCUAACAGAUACAGUAACAGCUAA